Messenger RNA from Fusarium tjaetaba, 1941 nucleotides. RefSeq names its product nuclear localization 4. Lineage: Eukaryota; Fungi; Ascomycota; Sordariomycetes; Hypocreales; Nectriaceae. Bases 1 to 1941 code for a protein of 646 amino acids. Gene Ontology annotation, biological process: ubiquitin-dependent protein catabolic process. Gene Ontology annotation, molecular function: ubiquitin protein ligase binding; ubiquitin binding. The record is from RefSeq and is a predicted model, not a curated record. Gene Ontology annotation, cellular component: nucleus. The transcript has 4 exons.
AUGUUGCUGCGACUCCGCGGCCCCGACGGCAUGGCCCGUCUGAAUGUCGAGCCCACAACUACCUUUGGAGAUCUGGGAAAGCUGCUGCUCGAUCAACUACCCAAGACCGUUGAUCCCAAAUCCAUAGCUCUAUCGAACGCACCCAACGGAGGAGACUCCAAGCGCCUAGGGGACAUCAUCAACUUCAAAGUUGGUCAGAUUGGCCUCAAGCACGGCGAUCUCAUCUUUCUCACCUACCAACAUGCCGACGCUGCCAACGGCGACGCACCCGAAAUCUCUAACACAUCUGCCAGGCUUAACGGAAAACCCGUCCUACCGACCGAAGACCUUCCCAUCAACCCCAAACCCGAAAGGAUCGCCAGGCCGUGGGAAGUAAUUCGCCAAUCCGCCUUGGACGACCGGUUAGACCGACUGGAUGGCAAGAUCCCUCGAGGCAUCGAUCGCAUGUGUCGCCAUGGUCCCAAGGGCAUGUGUGACUACUGCCAACCCCUCGAUCCUUUCAACCCUGGAUACCUUGCGGAGAAGAAGAUCAAGUACCUGUCCUUCCACUCAUACCUACGAAAGAUCAAUGCUGCGACCAACAAACCCGAGCUAGGCGCUUCAUACAUUCCUCCCCUGGUUGAGCCCUACUAUCGAGUCAGGCAUGAGUGCCCUUCUGGUCAUCCCCCUUGGCCUGAGGGCAUCUGUACCAAGUGCCAGCCCAGCGCCAUUACUCUCCAGCCUCAACAGUUCCGAAUGGUCGACCAUGUCGAGUUCUCUUCGCCUGCCAUUAUCGACACCUUUAUUGACACCUGGCGAAAGACCGGGUCACAACGUCUAGGUUAUCUCUACGGGAAAUACACCGAGUACACUGAAGUCCCACUUGGUGUCAAGGCUGUCGUGGAAGCCAUCUAUGAACCUCCUCAGGUUGAUGAGCUCGAUGGUAUCACAAUGAACGCCUGGGAGUCGCAAAAGGAGGUCGACAGGGUCGCCAAGCAGUGCGGCCUAGAGCCCGUGGGAGUGAUUUGGACUGACCUGCUGGAUGCUGGCAACGGCGAUGGCACAGUGGUUUGCAAACGUCACGCCGACUCCUACUUCUUGUCCUCCCUCGAGAUUUGCUUCUCUUCGAGGUUGCAAGCUCAGUACCCCAAACCCUCCAAGUGGAGUGACACAGGCAGCUUUGGUUCGAAUUUUGUCACAUGUAUCAUCACCGGUAAUGAGCAGGGCGAGAUUUCCAUCUCCUCCUACCAGAUGUCCAACGAGUCUGUGGAAAUGGUUCGUGCUGACAUUGUUGAGCCGUCAGCUGACCCUAACGUCAUGCUUGUACGCGAUGAGGAGGAAGACGACGGGUCUGUCAGUCGCACAAGAUACAUCCCCGAAGUUUUCUACCGCAGGGUCAACGAAUACGGCGCCAACGUCCAGGAGAAUGCCAAACCAUCGUUCCCCGUCGAGUAUCUGUUUGUCACACUGACCCACGGUUUCCCCGCGGACCCUAAGCCCAUGUUCACUCAGCAAGGCUUCCCUAUCGAGAACAGAGAAUACGUCGGAGAGAGCCAAGAGCAUUCCGCUCUGUCCAAGUUUGUCAAGUCAUCACCUGGCCAGAAGCCCACGGGCCAGGAGGUCUCCAACUUUCACCUUCUCUGCUUCAUUCACCAGAUGGGCGUCCUCUCCAAGGACGAAGAAGCCCUGCUCUGCCGUGUAGCGAGCCAGCACGAUCUUGCCGAUACAUUCCAGCUCCGUUCUACCGAGGGUUGGCAGACCCUCCAGGCCAUCCUUCAAUCGACUGGUGAGAGAAUCCCCAAGCGUCAGCGGGAGGAGGACGGUGCCCCCUCGCCCUCUUCCUCCUCGUCCUCUUCUUUUCAAAAUUCCAUUCGCGACUCGGGAGAACCCCUUGCUAAGCGAUUUGCUGCCUUCAGGCUAAACGAGCGCUGGACCAAGUCCGCCAAUCCACCGCCGCCCUAG